UUUCACGAGUUGCAAGAAGAAAAACUUACAACGCAAAUUUUUCAAACAAAGAAAAGUGAAUUUUAGCUGUUCUAAAUUUGAUUUGAAGCGAUGUCUGAGGCUGCAGCGACAAUUGGUAUCGAGGAUUUUCCAACUGAAGUCAUUAUUCACAUUUUUAAAUUUCUUAAUCCAGCGGAUCGGAUUGAAGCAUCUCUUGUGUGUACAAAAUGGUUCGAGAUCUUCAGUUUGUCGUCGUUCGUGAAUCAGUUCUACAUCAACUUUUUCAACUGCAGUCUUUCGAAGUUUGAGCCACCUGCUAGUACUUUUAUGAAUGCAUUACGAACGUAUUCCGGACUGAAUUUGUCGGAUAUUUAUUCGGUAGAUGAAGAUAUUGACGAGUUCUGGGCGACUUUUGGGACAAGUGUCACAGAUUUAGUCAUAAAAAAUUGCACUUGUAUCACUGGCGUGCGGUUUCAGCGAAUGUUACGACAUUUUGUCAACCUGAAAACUUUGAAACUUUACGGGCAACAGUUGGUCAUGGGAUUAAAAAUGAAUUCCUUGCAAAGUCUCGACCUGACAGAAUGCAAUUUGGACAAAGACGAUGCGGAAAAGAUGAUUUGUGAGUUGCCGGUGCUACAAAAGUUGCGAUUAAACUGGGACACGAUCAUCGAUAUUGAAAAUGUCCCGAGAAAUGCUGUCCAAGGUCAUACAAUUCAGUUCUUGGAACGCCUUUCAGCGAAAAAGGAAAUGCUCAAGUUGGAUCUUUUUCUGCCAGUUCCGUUUUUUGGACAUGAAAUCCUAUUGGCAUUAUCGAAUCUAGCUAAUCUCCGACUGAAUCAUUUCGUUCUGAAGACAAGUGGCGACGUCCCAACUGAAGUUUUCCAGAAAUUCUUUGAAACGCAGUCCAGUAUUGAGAUUUUGGAGUUACAAAACUCAAGAGCUCUCACACAAGAGACUUUAGCAAUAGUCACGAAAUAUUUGACAAAUUUGAAAGAAAUUGUACUGCCAAAUGGAACGCCGUACUUUGAAACUCCUCUCGAAAUAAUUCAGGGAAUUGACAGUAUUGAGAGCGUUUCCAUCAACGUUCACUUUGAAGUAGAUGAAGAAAGAAGAGCUUGUUUGACGAAGCAACUCAUGCGACAGAAGUUACGAGAAUUACGUUUGCCCAAUAUUCAUACGAGGAUUUGCAAUGAAUCCUUGUUGAAGGUCGUUAAAAGCUUUCCGGAUCUUCAGAGUUUGGAUUUGAGUUCGAGUCGUAUCAGUGAUGAUGGGCUCCAGUUACUGUUUCAUGGUCUGCCGUAUUUGAGAGAACUGAUUUUGGAUAAAUGUACUGAAAUCACCGACGACGGAAUGACUGGCUGUCGUAACCCCUUGUACGCCGUAUCCAACAUGCGUGGCUUACGCAAACUCUCGCUCUCUACUUGCAAAAAACUCAGCGACAUCUCUGUCAUGCAAUUCAAACUACCCGAACUCGUCUACUUGAAUUUGCGAAAUCUCGAUCGCGUCACUGAACUCGGAAUUGACGUUAUAACCACUUACUGUCGUGCCCUCGAAGACCUCAAUCUGGCCAAUUGCACGGAAAUAAACGCCCGUUGCAUCGUCCUACUUGACGAAAAUUUGCAUCGAUUGCGCUGCAUCGACGUCUCUGGCUGCAAAAAGGCCACGGAACAGCUAAAAACGAGUUUUGCCGCACGUCGAAGGAAAGUACAAGUUAUCAUGUCUGGCUUCUACUAUCCACUUGGCAUGGAUGAGUUUUGUUAAGUGUUCCAUGUUUCGCGUCAAAAAAUUUCGAACAAUAAAUCCGCAGCUAAUCGAGACAUGA
Culicoides brevitarsis is the source of this 1801-nucleotide messenger RNA. RefSeq lists its product as uncharacterized. The record is from RefSeq and is a predicted model, not a curated record. The transcript is spliced from 4 exons. NCBI's taxonomy places the organism in Eukaryota, Metazoa, Arthropoda, Insecta, Diptera, Ceratopogonidae. Bases 91 to 1740 code for a protein of 549 amino acids. Gene Ontology annotation, cellular component: cytoplasm. Gene Ontology annotation, molecular function: protein binding.